GUGGGAGGUUUCCUCUCUCUGCACGCACGGCACGCACAGUCCCGGACGCGUUUUGGGCGAGCACACGUAAGUGGAAACUGUUGCGUUUCAUGUCAAUCCAUCAGCUGAUCGGACAUCACGCGCGCGCAAACAAGUGUUUUUCAGUCGAGGGGCGCGUGCGUGUUCCGCUCCAGCUGUAAAAACGGACGGCGUGUGUGCGCAGAUCGCGCUUCCGCCUCCGUCCUCUGCAGACGGUUGAUCUGCGGACACGAAUACCAUGGCCUCUCCUCUGCAGAGUCUGGUCACCGAUGAUGACCGGUACCAGACAGCCUUCCAGCUGUUCCUGCAGCGCUCCUCCGAGCACCAGUGCAUGCUGGACUUCAUCCACGCGCAGCUGCCAGACAUCCUCGACAGCGUGGGACACGGAAAGCCCCACCUGAACGUCAUUGGAGUUGGAAGCGGCGCAGGUCAGAUUGACCUGGAGAUGCUCUCUGAGCUCCACCUGAAGCACCCCGCGGCCACCGUGGAUAACGAGGUGGUGGAGCCCAGCGCCCAGCAGCUGCACAACUACAAAGUUCUAGUGGGUCAGAAACCAGAGUUGAGCUUCGUUAAAUUCAGCUGGAACCAGAUGACGGCCGCCCAGUUUGAGGAGCACUGGAAGCUGAAGAAGACGAUGAAGAAGGCAGACUUCAUCCACAUGGUUCAGAUGCUGUACUAUGUGAAAGAUCCCGGAGCGACCAUCAGCUUCUUCCAGCAUCUGCUGGCUGAGAAGGGAAAGCUGCUCAUCAUCCUCGUGUCUGGCCAGAGCGGUUGGGGGAAGCUGUGGCGGACCUACCGGCACCAGCUGUGCAACACGGAGAUCAGUCAGUGCGUGACCACAGCAGACAUCAAGAGCUUCCUGGACUCCACAGGAGUGAGCUACCGGAGCUACGAGCUGCUGUCCCAGCUGGACAUCACCGAGUGUUUCACCGAAGGAGACCCAACCGGAGAGCUGCUCCUGGAUUUCCUGACAGAGGUGUUGGACUUCAGUAAAACGGCUUCGCCGGAGCUGAAAGCCGGAGUUCUGGAGCUGCUGCGGCACCCGGACUGCAGCGUGGAGAACCAGGGCCGAGUGAUCUUCAACAACAACCUCGGAGUCUUAGUGAUAGAUCACCAGAGCUGAAGCUGCUCUCCAUGAAAACGACAUCUGUGGUAAUGAUAGGAAAGAUCAAUGACUUUAGAUUGAUUUAUUCUAGAACACGUGUCAAAGCCAAGGCCCGGGGGCCGGAUCCGGCCCUCCAGGUCAUUUUAUUGUUAUUAAUAACCCGAUGUUAUCUUGAGCUCAUUUCUAACUUGUAUAAUUUUG
Molecule: messenger RNA, 1324 nt
Organism: Oryzias melastigma (Indian medaka)
Lineage: Eukaryota; Metazoa; Chordata; Actinopteri; Beloniformes; Adrianichthyidae
Product: histamine N-methyltransferase
Exons: 7
Coding region: 257-1141 (294 amino acids)
Molecular function (GO): N-methyltransferase activity
Source: RefSeq, a predicted model, not a curated record